CGAAAGGCCUUAAAACCUAUCCCAAAUUUUGUGUUGCAUCUAUCUCAAAGGCAUUUGUUUUGCCGACAAUGGUGGCAUGCUUCUCGUUGAGCACUCUCGAUGUUUUACCCGCGAGAAAUAUCAACGCCUCCGCCGCUGCUAGGCCGAGCUUCAAUCCCCAAGAUGCCCUCGCACUUCUCCAGAAAUGUGCCGGUUUCAAUCAAUUGAAGCAAAUCCACGCCAAGUUAAUCCGCACCGCCCUCCAUGAGCAUCGCGUAAUCGCCGGGAAGUUGAUUCGGCUUUGUUCGUCGUACGGCGAGACCAAGCACGCCACAUUAGUGUUCCAGCAGAUGGAGAAUCCGGACACGUUCGUGUGGAACUUGCUCAUCCGAGCGCACACUGUGAACUCCUGCUCGCACCAAGCCAUCCUGCUCUUCAAUUUGAUGAUUGUCCGGGGCGUUAGUGCCGACAAAUUCACGUUCCCGUUCGUGAUAAAGGCGUGCUUGGAUUGCUCCUACGUGGAGAAGGCCAGAGAGGUAUAUGGAGCGGCUGUUAAAAAUGGAUUUUCUGGAAACAUAUUCCUGAACAAUGUGUUGCUGGAUUUGUACAUUAAAUGUGGAAUAAUUGACGAUGCCAUGAAGAUGUUCGACAAAAUGCCUGCCAGAAACGUAGUGACAUGGACGACCAUGGUGGCUGGGCUUGUGCAUAAUGGGAGUGAAUGGAUGGAUUCGGCACAGAAACUGUUCGAUAACAUGCCCGUGAGGAGGAAUGUGGUUUCAUGGACUGCAAUGAUCAGUGGCUAUGCCAAGAGUGAUAAGCCAGAAAAGGCCUUUGUGUUGUUUGCCAAAAUGCAGAGAGCUAUGGUCAAGCCUAAUGAGUACACCAUUGUUGCUCUCUUGAAGGCUUGUUCCCGAUUGAAGAGCCUUAAACUCGGUUGUUGGGUUCAUGAAUUCACCAUCAAGAAUGGGUUUGAGAUUGGGGUUUUCAUUGGGACUGCUCUCAUUGACAUGUAUAGCAAGUGUGGCAGUUUGGAUUAUGCAAAGCGGGUCUUUGAAGAAAUGGAGGUUAAGAGUGUGGCAACGUGGAACACGAUGAUCACGAGCCUUGGGGUUCAUGGAUGUGGUCAGGAGGCCAUUGAACUGUUCAAAAAUAUGGAGCGAUUGAAGGUGCAGCCAGAUGCUUUGACUUUGACAGGCGUUUUAUGUGCUUGCCUGCAGAUAGACAACAUUGACAUGGGUCGGAAAUACUUCAAUUACAUGACUGAAUGUUAUGGUGUUAAGCCUAAUUCUGAGCAUUUAGCUUUGCUGUACACAAUGUACUUGAAGUUGCUUGAUUCAGCAUUGCCGGCAAUGCUGAGAGAUGAAACUGUGUGCUCAAUGGAGAGUAAGGUAACCCAUAGUGAAAAGGACGCGCUUGUGUCCAUGCGUCAUAACAUCCAAUAUAUGGAGGAGAAAAAAAGAAAGGGAAAUAGCGGGCAUGGCAUAUUGGUGAAAACACUAGGAGAAGGUGAAACAGUUUGAUCUCAUCUAAUCUGAUAAGUCACUCUGUACAGAACAAGACCAGCUGUCAUUGUAAGUUUAUAGCAUAGCCCAAUAAGUAACAUAGAUACUGCCAGAGGAAUGGUCAGUGCAGCAUUGGACACCCAUAGAAUUGAUAUUGGCUCGGCGUAAAUAUGUCAGCUAUUUGUAUAAAGGUUGAAAAGCUAUAGCAGUUAUACUAAGAAAAUUAUGUAUGUUACCAUAUACAAGAUUUAU
This is a messenger RNA of Andrographis paniculata, 1733 nucleotides long. RefSeq names its product pentatricopeptide repeat-containing protein At3g26630, chloroplastic-like. Gene Ontology annotation, biological process: RNA modification. Gene Ontology annotation, molecular function: protein binding; RNA binding. The record is from RefSeq and is a predicted model, not a curated record. The transcript has a single exon. NCBI's taxonomy places the organism in Eukaryota, Viridiplantae, Streptophyta, Magnoliopsida, Lamiales, Acanthaceae. The coding region runs from base 69 to 1499 and encodes 476 amino acids.